GGUUUUUUUCUUGAUUCCUCAGCAAAUUACAAGCUUCUCUCAUUAUCAAAUACUUUUCUGAACGGCACGAUUUAGUAUCUGUUGCUCAGCUGUUGGUUAAUCUCUCUGUGAAACGGCCAUUCGUGCCCCACUUCCUGGCCACCGGACCUCUUUAUGCGCAUGUAUUGAGACGCUGGGUGCCAGUGUAGUCACCCCAGCGACUUGUUUAGUGGAUUUAAGCUGUGACAAAUGGCUACCGCUGGCCCUCCGACUGCCGGCGCUGAGAACACAAGUCCCGGAUCCAGCAGCUCGACCGCGGCUGAUGGUGGCAGCCAGGACAGCACCUUCGAGUGUAACAUAUGCCUGGACACCGCCAAGGAUGCCGUGAUUAGCUUGUGUGGACACCUCUUCUGCUGGCCUUGUUUGCAUCAGUGGUUGGAGACUCGACCCAACAGACAAGUGUGUCCAGUAUGCAAAGCUGGUAUCAGCCGAGAUAAAGUAAUCCCCUUAUAUGGGCGCGGAAGCACAGGUCAACAGGAUCCCAGAGAAAAAACACCCCCUCGACCACAAGGACAAAGGCCUGAGCCAGAAAACCGCGGGGGUUUCCAGGGAUUCGGCUUUGGAGAUGGGGGCUUCCAAAUGUCAUUUGGGAUCGGUGCCUUUCCAUUCGGUAUUUUUGCUACAGCUUUUAACAUCAAUGAUGGAAGACCUCCUCCAGCGGCCCCGGGGACACCGCAGCACACGGAUGAGCAGUUUCUGUCUCGACUCUUCCUCUUUGUCGCUCUGGUGAUUAUGUUUUGGCUGCUGAUUGCAUAAACGUGUUAACUUUUGGACUCUGUUUCUUUCUCUUGACACCAAAUCAUGUGAGAUUUUAAUGGCGCGGGUAUUUUGAAUUAAAGACAUCAGUACUAACCUAAGCUUUCAGGGUGAACCGUGUAACCUCGGUGGCCUGUUGUUAAAGUCAUUAUCAUAGCUGAGCAGGAUGCUUACAAAGCACUCCACAACCUCUGGAGUAUCUGCAUGCUCAUCUGUUGGUGUUUACAGUCACAUACUUUUGUGCUGAUUACCAGCAUGUGCUUCCUCUACGUGUCAAACUCAUUUUACACCAUCGGCCACAAACUAGUAAAGCUAUUGCCUAAUAGAAGAAGGUAGUUUAAAAGAAGUUUAAAAAAUUCAAAUUGCUCCCAUUACUUUCAGUGUAAACACGUUCAAUCCUGAGAUGCCUCAAGAAAAAGUGCAGAUUUAAGAAUGUCUGUUUUCAGAACAUAAUCCUGUAAUAUCAGUGAAUUCAGUGUCCCAUUUUCUCCCUCAAACAUUGAGUACUAAUUAUUAAAAAAACUAAUUUUCUUUUAUGUAAUGGUUUAUCUAUUGCUUACUUACCGUGUCAUAUGACUAGCCAAGCAGUGGGCCAGAUUGGAGCCUUUGGUGAGCUGGUUCUGGCCCGUGGGCCACAUGUUUGACUCUCUGCUCUAGGUCACUCUUUUUGAUUACUUAGGCUGUGUCCAGAGUCACACCUACAUCCACUCAUUCACAAUGCCAGUCACAGCACAACUGUAAUUUUCACUUCUGUAAAAUCUGAUUUGUUGCAUUGUGGGCAUGGAUGUGAAGUGGAUGCUUUUUCUUUUUUUUUUUUUCCCCUGUUUGAUUGCAAUUUUUUUUUUUUUAGCUCAUAUGUAGCAUCAGUAACUUGAUGUUUAUACUUACAAUUUUAAAAAAUGGACAAAAAUAUAAGCCGAUCAGUAGUGAUUGUAGACACAACCUAUUAAAGAUUUAAGUAAUUUUAAAAAGUAAGUAUAUCCCAUGGAAACUGCCUUUUUUUUUUUUAUAUAUAUAUUUGGACAAACAAGCAGUCCCUCUAAUCAUCAUUGAAUCAGUGCCUGGUAAUAAAUGUGAUCUUGACAAGUUAGACGCAAUUGGCAUUUGUCACUUUUAUAAUAUAAACAUUAAAAAAACAAAAUCAGUUACAUGUAACUGGGUUCCAGACAUUUGUCAGGAAUUGACCUUGAUUAAACUUAUUGAAGUGUAUAUUAUCUAAAGAUCUACAGUAUCUAAAAAUCUCCAAAUUAUUUGUGCCAUAAAUUUCUUUCUUGGUCUGACCACACCAGCAAGGUCGAGCCAAGUGCAGAUCAAAAAAAGUUUCUGAAAUCCCAACAUUUCAUCACGCGAUCUGUGGGUUGCGUUUUGCCAGUGAUGUCAACAGUGCAUGCGUCUACAAUCAGAAAAAGAAGGCAGAACUUGGCCCUGUCUGAGAAGCAUGCCAGGAAAAGGCAAAAAAAAAAAAAAGUUUUCCAAACAACAGAAAGGCAAAGAGGCCAGGAAUAAUGCACUCUGGACAGAUGAGUCAGUUAUUUGGCCACAGUAACAACAGAGGUGUCCUUUGGGACACUGGGAGAUCCUUUAGGGAUCAGUCAUUAUUUUAACUGAACUCUGCAUCAUUUCAAAAGUUGCUUAAUUGUAAUCUGUAGCUAACUAUUGAACUCCAUGUGGACCUUUUAAAGGAUACGAUUUCCACCAAGGAAUCACUCAAAAAGAAGAAAUUGCCUGGUACAGAGAUAAAUCCCUGUGGGUGACUUAGAAUUGACACAUUUGCAAAAUACCGGUACUUGCUUUUCUUGAUGCAACAAUACUAGCUUCUGACGCCAAGGUUUGAUUUUUACUAUAAAAGUGACGUUUUUGUAAAUGAAACAUUUGGAAAAAAACGAUUCUGUGGUUAUAUUCAGCUACAUCACCCUGUUCUGGAGGCACUUUGUUAAAUGGAAUCAAAUUUUUGAUUGUCCAGAUAUAAACAAAAAAGCUUCUAUGGUAUGUACAUACUUUUAAAUUACAGUAUGUUUUUUUUUUUUUUUUUUUUUUACAAAUUGUGCAUCUCAUCAUCAGAAAUGACCAAAUCACACAGGUUCUGAGGAAUUAAUGUGAAACAUCUAUUUUAGGAAUGUGUAAGCAUAAAGACUCCUUUUAUUAAACAGUGUUCAUCUGCACAUUUAUUCUGCUCAGUUUACUGUAUGUAACUGUAAUUAAAUGUAAAAUACUGUAAUUAUUACAGAGUAAAAAUGAAGAUUUGUUGACUAAGAAUCAGCUUUUCUAAAUGUGAUUUUACUUUAUUGAUAAUAAAGUUAUGUAAAUAAAGGUUAA
Molecule: messenger RNA, 3111 nt
Organism: Archocentrus centrarchus (flier cichlid)
Lineage: Eukaryota; Metazoa; Chordata; Actinopteri; Cichliformes; Cichlidae
Gene: rnf185
Product: ring finger protein 185
Exons: 7
Coding region: 229-795 (188 amino acids)
Biological process (GO): ubiquitin-dependent protein catabolic process
Cellular component (GO): endoplasmic reticulum
Molecular function (GO): metal ion binding; ubiquitin protein ligase activity
Source: RefSeq, a predicted model, not a curated record